AUGAGCACGCUUCCCGCCGAUCGUGGGCCGCCCAACUCUGUGCCUUCAGCGGUUGCUGGAGCCACAACACCCCAAUCUCGUAGGCCGAAUCGUCGGGGAAGAGGUCGUAGAAAUAAUUCUCCCCACCCCGAUGAUUCUAACGUUGGGACCGGACAAGCUCCGGUUUCAGCCUCUGAGACAUCAGCCAAUCGAGGCCGUCAUCGCAAUCGCCGACCUCGCCAGGAGCGACCAAGGGCGGCUGGUGGCGAGUCUGCCCAGUUGCCACCCCAUUUGGCCACUGAGAGUCAGGGAGAUGUCUCUGCCGCCGAAAGCGCUGGAUCCCAUACUCAACCACGUCGCGGUGGUGGCAGUGGUGGAGGAAGAGGAAAUCGUAACUCUAACCGCGGUGGAACCCAAACUGGACGUGGUGGGCGCCGCCAACACUUUGGCGCUCGUCUGACCGAAGGAUCACCCAAAUCCGCUGCUCCAGCUUCAGAGCCCGCGCCUCCACCACCAACCUCUGGCGAUCUCACUUCAAGGCUCAUAUACUCGCUUACUCACAAGCACGACGCUGUCGACUGCCCGAUAUGCUUCAACCCAGUUCAUCCAGCCCAACCGAUAUGGUCUUGUGCCCCUCCUCCCACUUUGAUUGGAGACGCACCCGCUACGUGCUGCUGGACCAUAUUCCACAUGAAAUGCAUUAAAGAAUGGGCUCGUAAGUCUGUCGAAGCGACUCGCGAAGCUUAUCGCGCUCGAAACGUUGAUCUCCCUGGCGAAUGGCGCUGCCCCGGCUGUCAGACUAAACGUACCGUGAUACCGCAGGCGUAUGCAUGCUUCUUUGUGGGGAGCCGUGUGCACGGGUUCGGAGAGAAUGCGAACACGCUUGUCCCAUGGCUUGUCAUCCCGGUCCGUGCCCUCCUUGCUUGCCUUGUCACCCUCCUUCGAAGACUCCUUCCAUUUGUCCCUUCUCACCCUCCCUCGUCACGACAUGCCCUUGCACCAAAACUCCCCUUUCGGUUGAGCGAAUCACUUGCGUCGAUCCUAUUCCUACUUGCUCUCAAUCGUGUGGCAAAAUUCAUUCGGAGUGCGGACAUGCCUGCACCAAAGUCUGUCAUACGGGCUCCUGUCCCCCAUGUACGCUGCCUAUCUCCGUCAAGUGUCGAUGCGGAGAGACGACUUCUCAAGUUCCUUGCAACGAACUUGCCGGUGGUCAACAAAUUCUAUGCCAGAAAACAUGUAAAGCCCUGA
Messenger RNA from Rhizoctonia solani, 1227 nucleotides. RefSeq lists its product as uncharacterized. Bases 1 to 1227 code for a protein of 408 amino acids. The transcript has 3 exons. Gene Ontology annotation, molecular function: DNA-binding transcription factor activity, RNA polymerase II-specific; RNA polymerase II transcription regulatory region sequence-specific DNA binding. The record is from RefSeq and is a predicted model, not a curated record. Lineage: Eukaryota; Fungi; Basidiomycota; Agaricomycetes; Cantharellales; Ceratobasidiaceae. Gene Ontology annotation, cellular component: nucleus. Gene Ontology annotation, biological process: negative regulation of transcription by RNA polymerase II.